UACACACACAUUCAUAUUCACACAUACACACACAUACACGCACAGAAUCUGACACAGUUUAGGACUCUAAUAAAUAGAAACGAAACAAACGGACUCGAAAAGAUCCUCACACCACCACCACCACAUAUCACCACUCGUGGCACAGCUGGGAGCACCAGAACUGGUCAGGAAACAUGAACAAACGUAAACUGAGCUUCAAAUGGUUCGGCAGCCUCACCAACCUCACCUUCCGGCGCUCGUCCGGCAAAGCCUCCAAGUCGGACGACAAAGGUGAGGCGGAACUUGAGACGCCGUCGUCGCCGACGUCGCAGUCCUCCGUGGAUGACAUGGACGUCCGUCCGCGCCUGCCGAGCUACGUGCGCUCCAGCGAGAUGUACAGCCACAUGGGCACCAUGCCACGGCAGCUCAGCAAGAAGAAAGACAAAGACAAAGACAAGGACAAGGACAAGGACAAGGACAAAGGGGGCGGUAAAGGCUCGCGAAAGAGCCGGGCACACCGUGGCCCAGAGCUGGGCCGCAGUCAGAGCAUGAGGCCCAUGGACCACGUCUGCGACUCGCCACUGUUGAGCAUGCUGUCCAGUCCAGGACGCCCAGCCAUGCUGCCGCAAGCUGCAGCCAAACCUGUCGCCACUAGGGGGAGCCCUAAGAAAAUAGAGGAAGAGGCAGAAGAAGGUGGCGCUGAGAAACCAACUGGAGACACAGUUGAUGGAGGGUUUAGAGCUAUUCCGGUGGAGGAGCCCAGAACAGACGGGUCUAAGAGCCCUCAGGCUGGUGAAACAGUGCCACCUGGUGGACAUUUAGCUGAAAGGCCAAAAAGCCCACAAUCCCCUUCAGCGGACACACAUCAGCCCCCGUGUCAGGUGGUGUUGCCAAUGAAGAGGGGGAGGAAGACCGAAGAGCAGAAGGAUGAGGAGAAGCAGCCAGAGAGGAGGCAGAGUCCAGCGGAGGAGGUCCAGCCGGCACAGCCAGAGAGUGACCAGCAGAGGGAGACAGACAACAGCCAAAUGGACCCUUCAGGCAACCCAGGAGAGUAUGUGCAGUUUUCCAAGGAGAAGUACCUGCUGGAGUCUCCGCCAGAGAAGCUGCGGAAGGAGCUGGAGGAGGAGCUCAAGCUGAGCAGUACUGACAUGAGGAGCCAUGGCUGGUACCAUGGACACAUCCCACGCGAGGUGUCGGAGACGCUGGUCCUGCGUAACGGGGACUUCCUGGUGCGCGACUCGCUGGUAAAUGCCACCGACUACGUGCUGACCAGCCGCUGGAACCACGAGGUGCAGCACGCACGCAUCACCAAGGUGCUGGUCAAGAGCAGCGAGACACACGUCCAGUUCGUGCUGGAGGGACUGGAGGGGGAGGCCUUUGACUCGGUGCCCGCGCUUGUGCGAUCCUACGUGGGCAACCGCCGGCCCGUCUCCCCCCAGAGCGGGGCACAGAUCUACUGCCCCAUCAACCGGACCCUGCCGCUACGCUACCUGGAGGCCACCUUCGCACUGGCCAAUGGCAGGCCGGGCGCCACCUACUCGCCAUCCAAUCAGAGAGGGGCGUAUAUUAAGAGGCGGAGUGUGACCAUGACGGAUGGACUGACCACAGAGAAAGCCAUGCCACACAGCCCCUCCACCAUCCACCACCAUAAGGAGUCGAUGAGGAACUGCGCGCUGAGUAUGGACCAGAUCCAGGAGUUCCGUUGCCCCCUCUCUCCCGUCGGAGAGGCGCCUCUGUCCCCCGCAUACAGCGCCGUGUCCCGGCACCGGCACGGCUCUGGCGGUCGCAUCCUGGCCGUCAUCCCCCCGUCGCCGGCCGUCCCCCGCCGCUCCAGCGACCCCCACCUCAGCCCCUCCGCCUCCCACAACAACCUCCACCUGCCUCCCCCCUCCUCCUCCUCCUCCUCCUCCUCCUCCUCUGGAGGUGCCCAGGCCCCCCACCUCCAGGGCCCCGACCUGGCGGGCAGCUACUGCGAGCUCCGACCCACCCCCCCCUGCGCUGCCCCGGGCACCCCGUGCAAGAGCUACGUGGAGCGGCUGCGGGUGGAGGAGGGCAGGGGGGUCCCGGGGCUGGUGGAGCAGGGAGGUGGCCGUGAGGCGGGGGACGUGGCGGCGAGGGAGAGCCUCUUUGCGCUGCCGCAGGUGGAGACGAGCUCGUCGCUGCGUCCGAGCCGCUACCAGUCGGCGCUGCUGCCGGCCGAGAACAAGCCGCUGGAGAUGGCCGUGCUCAAGAGGGUCAAGGAGCUGCUGGCCGAGACGGACGCGCGCACCGCCGCCAUGCACAUCACCAAAACAGACUGCACGGUUGCUAGGAUACUGGGCGUUACCAAGGAGAUGCAGAGGAUGAUGGGAGUGGGGUCUGGGCUGGAGCUGCUGACUCUUCCACAUGGACACCAGCUGAGACUGGACCUACUGGAGAGGUUCUACACCAUGUCCAUCAUGGUGGCGGUGGACAUCCUGGGCUGUACAGGAAGCACGGAGGAGAGGGCCGCCCUCCUGCACAAGACCAUCCAGCUGGCCGCCGAGCUCAAGAGCACCAUGGGAAACAUGUUCGGCUUCGCCGCCGUCAUGAGGGCCCUGGAGCUGCCGCAGAUCUCUCGUCUGGAGCAGACAUGGAUGGCCCUGAGGCAGAGACACACCGAGGGAGCCAUCCUAUAUGAGAAGAAGCUCAAGCCCUUCCUCAAGGCCAUGAACGACGGCAAAGAGAGCUGCGUCCUGUCCAACACCUCCUUCCCACCUGUGGUCCCACUGCUGUCUCUCCUGGAGAGGGGCGUUGCUGUGGGGGAGGGGCUAGAGCCCUGGGAGAGCGUGGAGGCGGGCGUCGACGUGGUGAUGAGUCACCUGGAGGCGGCACGUACCAUUGCCCAUCACGGGGGGAUCUACCGCAGCAAUGCAGAAACAAAACUAAAAGAGCUGCCGGAGCGAGUGGAGCUGCUGGAGAUCUUCUGCACCGAGUUCCAGAUGCGUCUGCUGUGGGGCAGCCGGGGCUCCGAGGGCUCCCAGGCCGAGCGCUACGAGAAGUUCGACAAGGUCCUCACCGCCCUCUCCCACAAGCUGGAGCCGCCCGUCCGCCACAGCGAGCUAUAGCAACCUCCAUAACCCCCCCCCCCUCUCCCUUCUACACAGCACAGAAACCUGCAGUGGUACAAUCCCAUCUGUCCCUCUCCCAUGCACCUAGGUUGGACCAAAACGGGAACGAGGGGGUGUUGAGAGGUACUGUGUAAAAUACUUAACUGAAAUGUGUGGAAGGGGGUAAGGAGAUAGAGAGAGUGAAAAAGGAGAGAGAGAGAGACUGUGUAUCCCAAAACGAGGCACAAAGAGAGGACCGCUCAUAUCACAGCCUUGUCAGGCUGGACCCUUUCCAUCAUCAAGUCACAGAAAUGCAUCAUGGGAAGUCAGGUGAUAAGCCUGAGGAAGAAGUGUGUCAGGAAAACGGUGUGUGGGUGUGUGUUUUCUGAGAGACAAUGAAAGAAUGAAUGAGUGUUACUGUGUCUCACCUGUACCCAUUCCUGGCUUUGGACUAUACUUCCCAUGAUUCCCUGCGUUGUGAAGUUCCUCCCGCUGUUGUCACAGACUAAAACCCUCACAAUAACAGCUACAGAACCUUCCAGAAGCUUUUCCUCAGCGCCAGCUCCCACGGUCAUGUUGAAGUUAAAGUUCAUGUUUUCCUGAUGCUCCACCACCUUAUAGACAUAGUGGAGGAAGACAACGAGGAGAGGACACUUAUCUCUGACAAAGUCACACACACACACACACACACGUCUGAAUGUACGUUGCCAAAUCAUCUAAGUGCAAGCAGAUAUAUCUGAAAGGAAAACUUGUGUGUGUGUGAGUGCACCCUUAUUUGGAUUUUUAAGUGAUUUGAUGGUCAUCUUGCUGAAGGACUUUUCUGUACACUUUACAUCUUGUCUCAUUUACCUGAUUUUCAUAUCUUAUUUUACUCUAUUUUAUCAUCUAUCUCUUCUGUAUUUUGUGAUAAAAAUUGAUUUCCUGCACCACAGGUUUAAUUUCUACCAGGUCAGCAUAUGCCAAAUAACAAUACAUCAGAUGCACACACAGACAGACAGACACACACACACACACACACGAAGAGACACAUACAUCAACAUACACACA
This is a messenger RNA of Alosa sapidissima (American shad), 4094 nucleotides long. It is a transcript of the gene sh2d3ca, whose product is annotated as SH2 domain containing 3Ca. Gene Ontology annotation, molecular function: guanyl-nucleotide exchange factor activity; phosphotyrosine residue binding. NCBI's taxonomy places the organism in Eukaryota, Metazoa, Chordata, Actinopteri, Clupeiformes, Clupeidae. The record is from RefSeq and is a predicted model, not a curated record. Gene Ontology annotation, biological process: positive regulation of peptidyl-serine phosphorylation; small GTPase-mediated signal transduction.